UAAGAAACUAUGCAAAACACAAAAGUGGCAAUUGCCAUCUUCAGUCUGAAUAAUCUGCUCAUAAUUCAGUUUGAAAAACACAGUGUGCUUGUUUUAUUGAUAAAAAUUAAACACACAUGACUCCUCAGCCAAUCAAAGAUUAGGUUUUGGAUGCAAAACACAAAGAAAUGUCUUUAACAAGAAAUAACUCACAUGAAAUAAAUACUAAUCUAUAUGUGAAGUAUUCUGGUAACAGUUAAUCUUCUGCUCAUAUACUGACGACAAAACAACGACGUCAUUGUUAUAGAAUAAUAAUUUAUAGUCAGUUUGUUUUUCAAACGUUAUUUGUCUACACUUCUGAAGAAAAUAAAAAUUGUGACAACUGGUGUCUGCGUAAAGUCAACGUCUAAGCACAACAGUUUUUCAUUCAGCCGUUUCUCAUCCGUCUUGGCUGGUCGGAAGAAAAUCACAACAGUGUAAAAUGAACAAGUCGGUGAUAAAGAAUGCUGAUAUGUCAAGUCCGAUGCAGAGACACGCUUUGGCAAUUGUAACUGAUUCAGUUCGGAAAUUCGAGCUAGAGAAGGAUAUAGCUGAUCACUUAAAAAAAGAAUUUGAUACGAAGUAUGGACCAACUUGGCACUGUAUAGUCGGGAAAAACUUUGGAAGUUCCGUAACACAUGAACCAAAUAGCUUUAUCUACUUCUUCGUGGAAAAGUAUGCUAUCUUGCUUUACAAAUCCGGAUGAGUGUAUUAUUAUUGCUCUCUUUGCAAGUAAGCAAACAAAAAAUGCAAAAUAAGCCUUCUGCGGAUUUCAAUGGGUGUGUAGAUGGAGUGCAUAUUAUUAUUUAUAGUACAUUUUUAAUUAUAGCCAAUUAAACUCCGUGUCAAAGUGUAUCAUUUUAAUUAUAAUGACAAUAAUCCGUUGUUGAAAUGAAAAUCUUAAUAAUUGUAAUACUAUAAGAAUGAAUUGUAUCCGAA
Messenger RNA from Heterobilharzia americana, 957 nucleotides. NCBI's taxonomy places the organism in Eukaryota, Metazoa, Platyhelminthes, Trematoda, Strigeidida, Schistosomatidae. The record is from the annotation of a GenBank genome assembly.